AUGAAGAGUUUUGCUCUUCUUUUACUAGUAGCAAUCUGUAGUGUGAGAGGAUUGGGACAGAAGCUGAAGCCAAAGAAAAGAAGCACUGCUGGAGACAUCAACUUUCGUACUAAAACCAAAGAUACUUGCAGAAUGAGCAUGAGUGGGGAUGAGGAGCUGAAACUUCGGAUAGAUUGCAAAAGCCAAGGCAUGUCCUACUGGUGUGAAUUCACUGGCAAGCCCUCAGUCUGUCGUGCUUUCAGAAACAAUCCCAAGAUUUACUGGAACCAGGUCGCUGCGGAGCUUAGGAAGCUCCCACAUGCUUGUGAAUCUUCACAAGUGCUGAAGACCACCAUGUGCCAAAAGGCUCCCCCAGAGGCUCUCAUGAUGCAAAUAGCUGCUGGGAUGGAGCCAGAUGUAGCAAACCAGGACCAAGUCCAGAAAAGUUCCACUUCUGUGAUGGCAGCAGGGAAAAGCCCUGCUAAGGAAAGAGGGAAACCUCCAGUACUGCCGACCCAGCAUGGCCAAGGGUCUGAAAAUGAAACUGAAGCGAUGAAACUGGCACGGGAGCAUUGCUGGGAAUCCCUGCAUGGUGUCUGCUCCUACAUUAUUGGCAUCUUUAGGGGUUAA
Molecule: messenger RNA, 609 nt
Organism: Indicator indicator
Lineage: Eukaryota; Metazoa; Chordata; Aves; Piciformes; Indicatoridae
Gene: FGFBP2
Product: fibroblast growth factor binding protein 2
Exons: 1
Coding region: 1-609 (202 amino acids)
Biological process (GO): cell-cell signaling
Molecular function (GO): growth factor binding
Source: RefSeq, a predicted model, not a curated record